Messenger RNA from Parasteatoda tepidariorum (common house spider), 456 nucleotides. The record is from RefSeq and is a predicted model, not a curated record. Lineage: Eukaryota; Metazoa; Arthropoda; Arachnida; Araneae; Theridiidae.
AAUUUCUUUUAAUUUAAAAGUGCGGAAAAAGUAGUUUUCUUUGUAACUUCGUUUACAUUGCUAAUUGUACUCAUAUGUGGUACAAAAUUAUGUAUAUAUAACUUUUGCGUUUUUAGUAUAAACAGUUUUAAUAUAUAUAUUCCUUAUGGCAGGAAGAGGUGGAGCUCGUAAGAAAACUGCCGCGAAAGGAUAUCAGUUGCCUGAGCCUAUACCAGAAGGAUAUGAAAUAUCUGAUACCACUAAAAAGAGCUGGCUUAUUGGCACACAAAUUGGAUCUGGUGGUUUUGGGACUGUAUACUUUGCCUCAUCUAAAGAAAAGCCCAAGGAAUUGAAUUAUGUUAUUAAAGUAGUGAGUAUUAGUUCAAAACAUUCUUUUUCGUCAUUUGUAUUAUGUGGUUGUUUAUGUUGUUUUCAAAAGGCUAGAGCCUGAUGCUAUCUCACUACCCUUAACUUUAU